UCCACUCAAUAAAUCUGGGUCAGCAGAAGGUAAAGUCAAGCUACAGUUGCUGUAUGUGUAGAACAAAUUUUAAAAAGUUGUGUUUAAACCAACCUUUAGCCUGGUGUUGUGAGAGCCCGGUUUGGAAGCUACCCUCAUUACGGAGGAGUAAGAUUUAAGUGGACGAGAGCUCAAAGACGCAGAUUUGAAGAUUUCACCCAGAAAAUGGAACUCCAGGACCAUACGAUGAGCGAUUGGAGCCAAUACUAUUUACCACCUACAAGUGUGAACCACCACUUUCUCUUUAGUGAUUUGAAAAGCAGCUGUAUGUGGCCGCAGGGCAAAUCAGAUGCAUACUGCAACAUCUGGGCCGAUAUUGAACCGGCAAGAAUGAAAAGCUGUAGCAGUGGGUCUUUUGCUAUGGAUGCUAGAAUAAGACUGGACAGUUUGAAAUCUGGGUGCAAUCCACCCUUGCCUUACUGUGCCACCAGCAGGAUGUUGCACAAUUAUAGCUGUGAAAAACACUCUUGGGACAGUGAAGAGUUGCAGGAAGAAGAGACUGCUUUGGACCUGGUGGAAAUCCUUGACAUAGCGGAUGAAGAGCAGGAUGAGGAGAGCUGGCUGUACGAGUCUCCAAGGAAGCAUUCGUUUGUAGAGAAAAAGGAAUCUGCUUUUAAAUGGUGUCGACAUGUCCUUGAUAAUCCCAGCCCUGAGAUGGAAGCUGCAUGCCGUGUACUGACAAAAAUGCUGGAUCAAGGAUCAAGACGUGAGCUCCACAAACGUCCUGCAGUUUCCUAUCAUGCUGCCAGUGUCCCUGUGGGCUCCUCUGUGAAUAAAACUUCUGCCAGCGCAGCAGCAAAUACACCUGACAGUUCAGGUCACAGUGAGCCAAGCAUCUCCCUGGAUGUUGUAACAAAGAGCUACAGGCUACAAGAUGUCCGCAUCAUGGCUCAACUGCAGGAAGCCAGUUUGAGGCAGGACUUUGUCUCCAUGCCUUCCACUGCUUCACAGAGGAGAAACCCUGAGCCUCCAUUGAUGCUUCCACCCUCUUUUAACACCACUGAUGAAAACACUGCUUACUCAACUCCAGGAAAUAAAUCCGAAACCUCUUCCAUAUCAGCAGUUAAGGAGUGCUGCCACAGUCCCAGACCAUCCAGACUUCAUCAACAAGUCACCCAAUUCAAGCUGCUUAAACGCGCCCAGAACCAAGCAGCAGCAUCACCAGGCAGGACGAGGUCGCCCCUGCGUACCAGCCUCCGCUCCCUCCAGGCUGUUAGGAACAGCCGAAGUUUAGACAUCGAUGACUGCCAACCUGCUGACCAAACAGCUUACCUUCCAUCAGAUCUGUCAUCUGCCAGGGGGGAGGGCUUAAGUUGCUGGUUGCCAUCAUUUUCCCCAGCUUCAUUGAACUCUGGCAGCUUGUUGCAGUCGAUGAAAAGCUCAUCAGUCCGGACAGCGGCUGUGAAGAAGAUGAACAGGUCUCACUCUCUCAGCCCCUGCCGGAUUCCUCAGUCUGCUAAAGGAUGCUUGUCUGUCCACAGACGUGUUUUUACCUCACCUGAGAGGCUAACCACUGUAGCUUGGGGCAGAAAUUUGCCUGUUCAGAGAUAAAAGAUUUACCCUGUGGGUUAACCUGGGAUAAAAUAAUAAUUAUGUGAUGCAAUGUAAUUAUUUACUUCUGUGGUUGAUAAGCCUCUGCAAUCUCAUGAAUACAUUUAGAUUGUGAAAGAAUUUGGGCCUAUAUUAGAAGCCUUUGUGGUAUGCUGCUCAGGGCAAAAAUAUGCUGUUUCAGUUACAUGUGCAAGGAUCUGGUUCAUCUUUCUCAGUAAGAGAUUCUUGGUAAGAGGCAGGCAGUCACAACCAGAGUGCUCUAAAUCAUGUGGAUUAUUGUAGAAAUUUUGUGUUAAAGUCACAGGAAUGUAGAAAAGUAAGGAGCACUGAUAUGCUGAUAAAUUCACCCAUAUGAGACAUCUUAGAAAUACUGAAAGUAGAGCCAGUAGGUUGUAUUAUCAGUGGCUUUGCAAGCAUGCUACAGCUCAUGUGCACAAACUACGUUCCAUACAUAGAUUACAAGUAUGAAUAUAGACAUCAGUGUGGUCGAUGAGCUGAAUGAGCAGCUCUCUGCAGAGCUGUUGCAACAGGAAGUGUGCUGUUUGUCAUCGUCAAGUACGAAACACUAAACGGCCAUCCUUUACGUAGUAGUUGGAGUUGUUAAACAAUCUGAUAUCACAAACAAAGCGAAAGACACUGCGUUGCGUUUCCAGGAAACAGAGAUGUGGGUUGCUUCUUCCCAGAAGCUUUUCAUUGUUGUUCACUACUUCAGAGGCCACCUUUGUUUGCUAAUGCUUUUGUAUCGCUGAGCAUCAUUUAUUUUAACCCAAUUGACAUAUUUCUCCAAGAUUUUUCAGAGUAACCUGAAUCCUUACCCAAACAUCAGCUUGUGCACUUGGCAUGGAAUUAUCUUUGAGUUAUUACUUACUUGUAGGGGAUGGUGUAUUUCUCCAUUUUAUGUUCCUAGAUGUCAGCUCGGGCCCAGUGGUCUUUACAUUGACCUUUCUUUUUAUUAAUAAUGUCUCAUUUUCAAUUAAAAUAGGAGACAAAAGCCACUGUGCAGAUGCUUAUCAUGGUAAUAGUAAAUAAAUGACAGCGCGUUAUAGUAGCUGAGAUAAUGCACAGUGAAACCUGACAGUGUGUGCUGGAGUACCCUCUGCUGUUCACUGUGUUUAUGACCUUGUUCAUGAAUUCAUUUAACAGCAGCUCCAGUGUGUCACUAAAUGUCAGGCACUAUAAGAACACCACAUAGUUGAGAAAAUGAAAUGCAUACAGAAGUGUCAUAAUUUGAUCAGCUUGCGCUUGUUUUAUUUAUAACUGUUUUUUGUUGGUGUGUCAAAGUAUCUACAAAAAUUUUCCAACUGUAACCACAGUGAUUAAAGUCCUGUCAUAUUCCACCUCAAUGAUUACUUUCCAUCACUUGUACUUUAUGUUUGAUGAUAAAUGACUAGAGGGAUUGGACAAAUAUUAACACAAGUUAAAUAUUAACAUAUCAAAAGGGAAGUUGAA
Molecule: messenger RNA, 3039 nt
Organism: Pelmatolapia mariae (spotted tilapia)
Lineage: Eukaryota; Metazoa; Chordata; Actinopteri; Cichliformes; Cichlidae
Product: SLAIN motif-containing protein-like
Exons: 7
Coding region: 205-1590 (461 amino acids)
Biological process (GO): positive regulation of microtubule polymerization; microtubule nucleation; cytoplasmic microtubule organization
Cellular component (GO): microtubule plus-end
Source: RefSeq, a predicted model, not a curated record